AGGAGGAGAGACUGACGGGCUGGCAGGAAUUCCUCCGCUCUUCUCAUAUUUCUUGACAUCGCGGAUCUUUAUUUCUCCUCCACUCCGUCCGGACGUCCUUCCGAGCAGGGUUCAGAGCCGCUUUCGGGGGAAAAAAAAAAAGGUAAAAAGAUGUUGCGAAGUGUCGCCGCGAUCCUGCUGCUGGCCGCGGCUCUCUGCCGAGCGCAGGAGCCGCAGAGCAAGAGCAAAGUGUGUGCCAAUGUGUUCUGCGGGGCCGGCAGAGAGUGCGCCGUCACCGAGAAGGGGGAGCCCAGCUGUCUGUGCAUAGAGAGCUGCAAGCCCCACAAGAGGUCAGUGUGUGGCAGCAAUGGCAAAACCUACAGGAACCACUGCGAGCUCCACAGAGAUGCCUGCCUGACCGGCUUGAAGAUCCAGGUGGCUCACGAUGGACACUGCCACGAGAAGAAGACGGAGCAGGCUGCUGCCAGCCCCGUGGUGUGCUACGCCGCCGACCGCAACGAGCUGCGGAGCCGCGUGAUCCAGUGGCUGCAGACCGAGAUCGUCCCGGACGGCUGGUUCGUGAAGGGCUCCAACUUCUCCGACAUCCUCCUCAAGUACUUCAAGACGUAUGACAGCGGCGACUCUCAGCUGGACUCGGCAGAGCUGCUGAAGUUCAUCCAGCACAACGACUCGGUGGUGGAGCUGGAGUCCUACGCAGACCAGGAGAGCAACAAGCUGCUCAGGAGUUUGUGCGUCGAUGCCCUGAUCGAGCUCUCUGACGAGAACGCCGACUGGAAGCUGAGCUUUGACGAGUUCCUCAACUGCCUGAAGCCCGGCUUCAACCCUCCAGAGAAGAAAUGCGCCCUGGAGGAUGAGACCUACGAGGAUGGAGCCGAGACCCAGGUGGAGUGCAACCGCUGCGUGUGCGCGUGCGGCAACUGGGUGUGCACCGCCAUGACCUGCACCGACAAACAGGCGACAGCCGAUGAGUCGGCGGACGCCGGAGCCGAGAUGACCGAGGAGGAGUGGAACCUGCGCGUGGCCGAGCUCAACAAGCACCAGGAGACAGUUGAGAAGAUGAAGAGCAGCACGAAGGAGGCCUGAAGAGGGACGCAGAGAAGGAGAGGAUGCAUGCCGUCACCCUUCCUCCAUACUUGAUUUGCCUUUUUGGCUGUGUGUGUGUCAUCAAACUGACUUUUUCAUGUUUCUCCAGUAUGUUAAUUAUUCUACAUUUUUACAGUGUUUCGGCGUUUGUGUUGAUGUUUGUUUAGAUUUCAGGGGCAACCAAUGCAUAUAUUUGGAUUCCCUUGUGCUCAGUACUGUCAUGUUUGAUUGUAUUACUUUGCCUCCACACUAGCACCGGGGCUAUUUUUACUACAAUUCUUAUAUUUUUACAAGUAUGGGAGAAAAAAAAAAAUAAACAAGUUGGGUUGUUACUGUUUGGAGGUUUGGCGCUUUGACGUAUUGAGAGAGCUGACUGCUUGACACCUGGUGCUGCGUGUUCCUUCAUCCGCCCUCGGUUGCAGACGGUUGAAGCAGAAGUUGGGAUGAAAGAGUAAAACUACUCCUGCUCAUAGGUUUCCUGUCAUUUAGUACUGCCACAGUUGGCCAAUACUUGACCAUUGCACUUCUCUUUCUUUCUCUUGAGCUUCAUUAGGUUUUAGAUCAUCACAAGGCUGAACUUUAUUUGUAUUGUACUGCUAAGUAAUUAUUUUAUGUCUGUGUACAGUGUGUUAUUGGCUUGAGUUGAAAUUCUUUUUUGCUCCCAUGUUAUUUUCAGGCAAGUCUCUCUGGUGCUUUUUUUUUGGUUUGACGUCCCACCGGUGCGAGACCUGAUCUGACCGCAUAGCGUGGCGGAAAUUAAAAACCAAAGUCUUGUUGAAGUGUUUGAACGAUGUACAAACUUCUCCGGGUAAAACAUUACUCUGGACCCAGCAACAACACUAUACCUGUGCUUUCAGAAUCACUCUAACAGAAGGACGAGCCUCACUGUCCGCUGAAGUAGCUUAGACGCAUCAAUAACCGGGUGCAAGUAAAGCGUGUGUGCGUCUGUGUGUGUGUGUGUGUGUGUGUCGGUGUGAAUGUUGCUAAUAGAAUACAAAUGCUGAGUGUAGCUGGUUUUUGUUAAAUGUGUUAUUUUUUAUCUAAAUUGGGAUAAAACUCAGUGCCUUAAACCUGCAAGCUAUAGAGGCGUCUCUCUCCUUUGCCUGCACGUGGGCUGUUCCCGCCGCGUCGCGUGAUGAGAACGAGCGCACUUUGCUAAAGUUUAGCAGUAUUGUAAUGUUUCGUGACUCCAUCCCUGAUAAAUGUCUGUGUGAAAGUUACAUUACGAAGAUCAUGCUAAAACUUUAUACUCCACCUAAAUACUUAAAGAGUGCAGAGACUGUAAGGAAAUGUACGUAUGUAUGAAAAUAAAGCCCAUACACCACUA
Messenger RNA from Salarias fasciatus (jewelled blenny), 2410 nucleotides. It is a transcript of the gene fstl1b, whose product is annotated as follistatin-like 1b. NCBI's taxonomy places the organism in Eukaryota, Metazoa, Chordata, Actinopteri, Blenniiformes, Blenniidae. Gene Ontology annotation, biological process: cell differentiation; multicellular organism development; regulation of BMP signaling pathway. Gene Ontology annotation, cellular component: extracellular region. The record is from RefSeq and is a predicted model, not a curated record. Bases 151 to 1083 code for a protein of 310 amino acids. The transcript has 11 exons. Gene Ontology annotation, molecular function: protein binding; calcium ion binding.